Phalaenopsis equestris is the source of this 1251-nucleotide messenger RNA. Its product is annotated as RGG repeats nuclear RNA binding protein A-like. The transcript is spliced from 6 exons. The coding region runs from base 82 to 996 and encodes 304 amino acids. NCBI's taxonomy places the organism in Eukaryota, Viridiplantae, Streptophyta, Magnoliopsida, Asparagales, Orchidaceae. Gene Ontology annotation, molecular function: RNA binding. Gene Ontology annotation, cellular component: nucleus; cytoplasm. The record is from RefSeq and is a predicted model, not a curated record.
UAUAUAACCGCACCCUCACUGCGUCCUUCGGCAUCUCUCAAUCUUCUCCUCCAGAAGAAUUGGACGAAAUCAAGAUUCCCAAUGUCGUCCCAUUCCGGCAAACUGGAGUUGGCCAACCAUUUUUCGGCCCUUGCCGAUGACGACAACGACGAUCCUUCCCAUCUGAUCGCCUCCCAGCUGCAGAAGCUUUCCGUCAAGAAGCCCGCCCCCGCCGCCACGGUUUCGUCGGCCGGACCGCCGUCGGAUCUCCCUCCUCCCUCGCCAGCAGCGAGGGAGCUAAAGAAUGACAUUGCAGCGCCGGCGGGAGGUGGAGGCGGCCGAGGAGGCGGAUUCGGCCGGAAUAGGUAUUUUGGGAACGGGAAUAACAAAGGAAGGGGUUUUGAGCGUAGAAGUGGAUUUGGCCGGGGACGUGGGAGGUGGGGAACUGGGACUGAUGAUUUGGCUGCACAGGAAGCUGAGAAAGGCGGGAACUUGCAUGAGAAAGCGAUUAGUUCUGAACAGGGACAGGAAGUUAAUGGAAGCAGGGAGAAAGGAGAAGGAUCAAAUGAAGCGGAAAGGAAAGAACCAGAAGAUAAGGAGAUGACGCUGGAAGAAUAUGAGAAGGUGAGGGAGGAGAAAAGAAAAGCCCUGCUUUCCAUGAAGGUGGAAGAGAGGAAAGUUGAAUUGGAUGAGGACUUGAAGGAAAUGCAGCAGCUUUCGACCAAGAAAGGAAAUGACGAAGUUUUUAUCAAGCUGGGUUCUGAUAAGGAGUUUUCUAAAAGGAAGGAGAAUGCUGAGAAGGAAGAACGUGGUAGAAAGGCAAUGCAUAUUGAUGAAUUCUUAAAACCAACUGAAGGAGAUAGACGCAAUGGGCUGGGCCGUGGGAGGGGCCGUGGGAGGGGCCGUGGAUCAUUCAAAGGGGGCAAUAAUACUACUAAUCUCUCGGACUGCCGAGCGGCCCAAGCCCCACUUGCUAUUGAAGAUACAGAGCAGUUUCCGGCUCUUGGUGGGAAAUAAACUUUUAUUUAUAUAUGGGCUUUUUUGUACAUAUGGUGGUGGAUAGGGUCUGGUCUUACUUUAUAACUGUAGUGGCUUUUGAUGAUAUUUCGCUUUAGUGCAUAGUCUAAAUAUGCUUGGAUAUUAGGUUUGCUUUUCUAAUUUUCUUUUUAUUAGAGGGCUUCAUUGUAAUUGUUUAGAAGAUACAGUUUGUUUGUUUGUCGGUCAUUGCUAGUGUUCUUGUAUUGUUUGCAAUUCUCUUAAGGUGUCUUUACA